Saprolegnia diclina VS20 is the source of this 1164-nucleotide messenger RNA. RefSeq lists its product as hypothetical. The record is from RefSeq and is a predicted model, not a curated record. The transcript has 12 exons. Bases 34 to 1077 code for a protein of 347 amino acids. Lineage: Eukaryota; Oomycota; Saprolegniomycetes; Saprolegniales; Saprolegniaceae.
CGGCGAGUCAUUGCAGGGAUAAAUAUAAGCAACAUGGGCCAGCAACGCAAGCCGCCGUGGCGAGAGACGCUGAGCUGCAAGGUGGCCAGAGCCAAGGCGGUCGCGCGCAGUACAAACGACGACGAAAUGCGCGGCAACCCGUACCAUGCCGUGCUCUCGAUUUUGCCCACCGAUUUGUACGAAGAGAAGCGAGCGUUUGCCGCCAAAACGUGCCGCGGCAAGCUCCCGCUCAAGCCAGAGAAGGGCCGCGACCCGUACGGCGUUGCAGCCGACCAGAUCGACAACAACAUUCCACUGGGCAUCUACGACACGGACCGUGGCCGAAACCAGGGCAUUGCCAAAGCCGUGGCGUCGUCGCAGCAGACGUACGCUCCGGCGUUCAAAUCCCGCCGCGGCCGGUUCCUUGGCGUGCCCAACUACAAGCUCUCGACGCACGCCAUCAACGCCAAGGAGCCUUAUGCGAACCCAGAGCAGAUGGGGCCUGGCACCUACAAGCUGCGUCCGACGACCCUUGUCAUCAAGCAUUUGCACGAGCCCGGGUACACGUUUACGAGCCAGGUCGACCGCUUCGAGUCGCCUCAGCGGUCGUACGCCGAGUCAACGACGACGACAGCGCUGCCAUCGACACUUGGGAAGGCGCCGGUGAGCACGGUGGCCGUGUCCAUGACCCCGCGCUUCACGUCCGACUCGACCUUCCCCGAGAACUAUGCGUCGUCCAAGCAGCAGCGCAUCUUUUACCCGCCCGAUAUCGUCUACGACAAGCCGCUCACCAAAGACACGAUCCAGGACCGCGUGGCCACGACGCACGUCAAGUACUCGGCCAUGACGUCGCAAGCCGGCCGGCUCGUCUCGACGGCGUCCAUGGUCCACAAUACCGUGGGCGCGCCCCGCUUGCAUGCAUCGACGGGCGACGCGCUCGGGCCGGGCGCGUAUGCGACGCCGUCAACCUUUGCCAAGCCAGCGACAAGCAGCGUCCUGCCCCAAGUCUCUGAGCACUCCAAGGACCGGUUUGGGAUGAAGGCAACCAAGCAGGCGCAGUGCAUCGAGACGCGCUUCCGGAGGUUCUGCAUCUCGUAGUCGGUCGCUCUCUCUUCCGCGCGACUUGGGAAUUUGCCCAAGUCGAAGAAAGCAUAACCAAAACGAAUUCCACGGUCUUUUAUUCUU